AUGCCCUGGUUCAAGGGCUCCUCUUGCGACGAAGACGCCUGCGCAGCCGUCGACCCCAACGCGCCCUCCACGCUCGGCCUCCUGCUCGCCCUCUCGCCCUUCAUCAUCACCUUCGCCGUCGCCGCCGCCGUCGCGGACCGGAACAUCUUCCCCAAGCUCGCCCGGGUCCACGAUGCGCACGACGGCGAGGAGCACUACCUGCCGUCGCACGCCCCGCCGAGCCUGAGGCAGGCGCACGCCGAGCACGGCCAGAAGAGCCCGCGGCGGAGGGUCGCGGCCGCCGUCUUCUGCGUCACGGUCGCGCUGGCGACGGUCCUGGGGGAGCUGAUACUCUGCGAGGUCUCGGACGUCGUGGGCGCCAGGGCGAGGGAGGCCGCGCUGCGGUUCACCGUCCCGACGCUGCUCGUGCUGCUCGUCGGCGUCAUCCCGUUCCUGGAGAUACAGAGCGUCGUCUCGGGCACGUUCGGCUGGAGGUUCCAGCGCAACAGCAAGGGCAGGAUACCGCGGUUCGCGUGGGGCGUGCAGAUGUGCGCCUUCGCCGGGUGGCUGUUUGCGUUUUGGAGCCUGGGGGGCAUGGUCGGGCUCGACAAGACGAAGACCGCCGGCGGAGGCGUGCUGAGGGCCUGUCUGGAGCGGAUCGGCGUCAUUGGGAUAUCGCUGAUGGCCAUGCUGAGCGGUUUCGCCGCCGUCUCGACCCCGUGGCACACCCUCGGCGCCGUCUCUGAGAGGAGGAAACGCCCCGUCACGGAGACGGACAUCGCGAGGAAGCAGGCCGGCUUGGACGCCACGAACGAGAUGCUGCUCACCAAGAGGCACCGUCUGCAGGCGCUGGAGAGGAAGGCGAGCGAGGCGCAGGCCGCGGCGUCGUCGAGCUCGGGGGGCUUCAUGGGCAAGAUGCUCGGUGCGGUCAGGGGCAUGGGAGGCGACGAGGCGGAGAUGAAGGCCCUGAGGCUGGAGAUCGCGGGGCUGGAGACGAUGGAGGCCAACCUCGAGGCGAGCGUGGGCAUGAUGAGGAACCGGCGCGACGCCGACGCCAGGGCCGCCACGACGCUGGGCAAGGUCCUCGCCGUGCCGCACUACGUCUUCAGCCUGUACUGCCUCUACCGCAUCCUGGCCACCACCCUCGCGACGCUCAGGAGGGCGUACUACCCCGCGGCCAGCUUCAGCUCCUCGGACCCGAUCAACAGGUUCCUGGGCCUCCUGGCGCGGCACUGGGACCCGAAGCUCGACCAGAUCGCCUGGGCGCGCCAGAUCAGCUUCCUGCUGUCGGGCGUCAUCCUCGCCGCCAGCGCCAACAGCGUCCUGCAGACCUUCCACCUCUUCUCCAAGUGGAUGCCGGGCCUGCUGUACCAGGCGCAGGCGAACCUCGCGCUGGUGAUCGGGCAGGUCGCCGCCGUCUACGUCAUCAGCGCCGCGCUGCUGCUGCGGAGCAACCUGCCGAGGGAGAUGGGCAGCGCGGUGGGCGACGCGCUCGAGGGCGCGCUGGAGCCGCGGUUCGUGGACUGGUGGUUCGAGGGGUGGUUCCUGGGCAGCUGCGCCGUCACGGGCGUCGGCGUGUGGAUCUCGAGGAAGAUCGGGAGGGACGAGUGGGACGAUUUCGGGGCCGAGGAGAUGGGGCCGAAGAGGAUGUAG
This is a messenger RNA of Colletotrichum karsti, 1632 nucleotides long. RefSeq lists its product as uncharacterized. NCBI's taxonomy places the organism in Eukaryota, Fungi, Ascomycota, Sordariomycetes, Glomerellales, Glomerellaceae. The record is from RefSeq and is a predicted model, not a curated record. Gene Ontology annotation, cellular component: membrane. The transcript has a single exon. Bases 1 to 1632 code for a protein of 543 amino acids.